This is a messenger RNA of Linepithema humile (Argentine ant), 1962 nucleotides long. It is a transcript of the gene eIF3d1, whose product is annotated as eukaryotic translation initiation factor 3 subunit d1. Gene Ontology annotation, cellular component: cytoplasm; eukaryotic translation initiation factor 3 complex. Gene Ontology annotation, molecular function: translation initiation factor activity. The record is from RefSeq and is a predicted model, not a curated record. Gene Ontology annotation, biological process: translational initiation. NCBI's taxonomy places the organism in Eukaryota, Metazoa, Arthropoda, Insecta, Hymenoptera, Formicidae.
GUCGUGGACAGGAUUUCCGGUAGCGGAAACUUUUACUCGUGUUAGGUCCGUCGUUCCAAGUGGUGUCAAGUAAAUUGUCGUCGGGUCGAGUCGAUGCGGAACAAGUUCAAUCGUAUAUCGACAUGUCAGAAGGGACAGACGUAGUGGUACUGGAUGAUCCUAGUGUCGUACAGAAGGAGGAGGUAGCGCACUUUCAGGCGCCGGCAAUUCAGCACAACCCGGACGGCUGGGGUCCAUGCGAGUUGCCGGAUCAGUUUAAGGAUAUUCCUUACCAGCCAUUUUCCAAAGGCGACAGGUUGGGCAAGAUCUCCGACUGGACUACACCGGCCUUCCAAGACAAAAAGUUUCCAAACAAAUAUACAUCGCAAUUCGGUUCUGGUAGUCAAUAUGCCUAUUAUCACGAUGAAGAUGAGACUACCUUCCACUUGGUGGAUACAACUCGAGUGCAGAAACCGCCUUAUCAGCGCGGCCGCUUCCGUCACAAUCAACGUAACAUGCGUGGUCGUGGCGGUCAACGCGGCGCGUUGAGUCAGAUGCAACAGUUAGGGAAACUCAAGUUGCGCGAACGAGAGCGUAAGGGGCAGACGAAACGUUGGGGUAGACAGCAAGGUCUGCGCAAUCAUAAGAAUCAACCGCCUAUCAAGAUUCGAGAUGCCUCCGUCACGGUGCGACCUGACUGGAUCACCAUCGAAGAGAUGGACUUCCCUCGAUUGGCUAAGCUCUCGCUGCCUGGUGUAAAAGAUGGCGAAGACAUACUGUGCUGCGGCUCGCUCGAGUAUUACGACAAGACGUAUGACCGUGUAAAUGUCAAGAGCGAGAAACCGUUGCAGAGAAUUGAUCGUAUCUUUCACACAGUCACGACCACCGAUGAUCCGAUCGUUCGUAAGUUGUCGAAGACCGAGGGCAACGUUUAUGCCACCGACGCGAUCUUGGCCACCAUUAUGUGCUGCACGCGCAGCAAUUACUCGUGGGACAUCGUCAUCGAGAAGAUCGGCGACAAAUUGUUCUUCGACAAGCGCGAUAACACUGAGUUCGAUCUACUGACGGUGAACGAAACCAGCGUCGAGCCGCCGCAAGAUGACGGCAACACGCUCAAUUCACCUAGGAAUCUAGCGCUCGAGGCAACCUUCAUUAAUCACAACUUUUCGCAGCAGGUACUCAAGUCAAAUGAGCCGCGUUAUAAAUUCGAAGAGGGCAAUCCUUUUAUUGCGGAGGAAGAGGAGAGCGAUGUAGCCAGCGUAGCUUACCGUUAUCGCAAGUGGGACCUCAACAACGGCAUAGUGCUCGUCGCUCGCUGCGAGCACGAUGCCGUGAUGCAAGGACCGAACAACGAGAACCAAUUUUUGACGAUUAAGGCGCUGAACGAGUGGGACUCGAAGCUGGCCAAUGGGGUUGAGUGGCGACAGAAGCUCGACACACAACGCGGAGCGGUAUUGGCUAAUGAAUUACGCAACAAUGCCUGUAAACUCGCGAAAUGGACGGUACAGGCGUUGUUAGCUGGUUCAGAUCAGCUGAAAUUUGGCUAUGUAUCGCGCGCUAUCGUGCGAGACUCCAGCAAGCACGUAAUUCUCGGUACUCAGCAGUAUAAGCCGAACGAAUUCGCCACGCAGAUCAACUUGAACAUGGACAAUGCAUGGGGUAUUCUGAGAUGUAUCAUCGACAUAUGCAUGAAGCAGAAAGACGGCAAAUACUUGAUAAUGAAGGACCCGAACAAGCCUAUGAUUCGGUUGUACGAUAUUCCCGACAAUACCUUUGAAAGUGAGGGCGAGGAAGAUGAAGACGAUGACGAACCUGUUAACGACGCAUUUCAGAGUUAAGCCGCAGCAUUAAUCACGCCCAUCAUUCAACUAUGCGAUUACUUGGACUUUUAUGUUUAUAUAUAAUAUGUUUAUAUAACUUUUUCUUUAUAUAUACACAUAUAUACAAAAUUCGAAUAAUUAUUUUGGUGAGUAAAUUUGAGAA